This is a messenger RNA of Triticum aestivum (bread wheat), 757 nucleotides long. Its product is annotated as auxin response factor 5. Gene Ontology annotation, molecular function: DNA binding. The transcript is spliced from 4 exons. The record is from RefSeq and is a predicted model, not a curated record. Gene Ontology annotation, biological process: regulation of DNA-templated transcription; response to hormone. The coding region runs from base 165 to 542 and encodes 125 amino acids. Lineage: Eukaryota; Viridiplantae; Streptophyta; Magnoliopsida; Poales; Poaceae.
CCAAACCACCACUACCACUGCUCUCCGGCUCCUCCGCCCUCCGCCCGCCCGUGGUCAGGUCAGGUGAGAAACCUCGUCCCUCCCCCAGCCAUCGCUCCUCCAUUUCCCCUCGGUCCAUUCCCCUUUUUAGGUGGCGGGGAAACCUCGAGCGCCUCCGGAUUGGGAUGAUCUGGGCAGGGUUCCUACGCCCCGGAUCCUCAGAAAUUCUCGGCGCCUUGCCCCUUUGCCAGAGGAUGCCACUCAUUAAGGUCCACAAACGUGGGGCUAUAGGCCGCUCCAUUGACAUCGGUAGGUUCUCUGAAUACGGAGAAUUAUAUCAAGCUUUGGCCCACAUGUUUGGCAUCGAAGGGCAACUCGAAGAACGACAGACUAAAGGUUGGACGUGUCUCUACCAGGAUGAUGAGGGUGACUUCCUACUUCUCGGUGAUGGCCCAUGGGAGGAGUUUGUGAUCAGCAUCAAGUCCAUUCAGAUCAUGUCACCUCAAGAGGUUGACCAGAAGUUUCUGCAGAAGCUGGGUGGUGGUUUAGCAUCAAGGCUGUAGCUUACAAAAUCAACGCAGUGAAGAAUAUAGUGUAUAUGUGUGAGCUUAUUGUUGUGAGGGCUAAAAUUCUCCUAAUACUAGCUUGAUCACGCGCGCUGCGACAUUUGCCGUGAGGAUUAUAGUUCUCCUAAAACUUGUUGGGAUUAUGUGUCCUGCAACUAUAUUCAAAUACUUAUUAUCAUUAAUAUUCGGAAUACCUCAUAUGGAAUUAUACA